Messenger RNA from Annulohypoxylon maeteangense, 2396 nucleotides. Its product is annotated as MBOAT-domain-containing protein. The coding region runs from base 220 to 2094 and encodes 624 amino acids. Gene Ontology annotation, cellular component: endoplasmic reticulum. NCBI's taxonomy places the organism in Eukaryota, Fungi, Ascomycota, Sordariomycetes, Xylariales, Hypoxylaceae. The transcript has 5 exons. The record is from RefSeq and is a predicted model, not a curated record. Gene Ontology annotation, biological process: GPI anchor biosynthetic process.
CGGACCCUUGGCUAUCGAAUCUCGUAUCGUCAAUUGACAAUUUGUAUUUGUGCAUAACUUCAAUGUGACCUAGUACUCCUUUUGAGAUUUCGUGAUGCUCGGGAGUAUACGUUGACAUUGUCGUUGUUGUUGUUAUUAUCGCACAUAUCUAAUUCUUUUCAUGUCUUCAUAGUAGUCUAUACAUUUCUCUGGGCAAAUCUGCCUGUCCUUUUUCUCGCGAUGGGUGUUUUCUCCUUUUUGCGCAAUAUCUACGACCUUGACACCCUCGACACUCGCUUUACGAUAUCGACCUCGACGCCUUAUAAAACUGUUAUAGAAGCACGCAAUGAUCCGAUAGCAAGCAAAGAACGUGCUGCAAAAUUGAAUAGCAAAGCGCAUACCUCACGAUGGAACACGUCGGAGUUUUACCUCUAUUACUUGAUCCUCCUCUGGGUCAUACCCUAUAUGUUCUGGGUAGCCUAUGAUUCUUCAAGACCGACGGAUCCAAAAUACAGGAGAUAUGAACAUUUACUCUCGGAAGGAUGGAUUCCAGGGCGCAAGAUCGACGCCUCAGAUUCCCAAUACCGCACUUUUCGAAACAAUAUCCCGUAUAUGGCAGCGCUUCUCAUUUUCCAUCCUCUUUUACGCCGACUAUAUAAUUCGAUCGUAUACCCGAUAAAAACGACUGGGCAGUCUACGCGACCAACCCCCGAAGAAGCCGAUCAGAGACUUAACCAACGAGCCUCCUUCGACUUCGGCUUUGCGUUGAUAUAUCUAGUUGCGCUACAUGGAGUUUCGGCCUUUAAAAUCCUUGUGAUCCUCUACGCGAAUUAUCAAGUCGCAACAGCCUUGCCUAGGAAGUAUGUGCCAGCUGCGACAUGGAUAUUUAACGUCGGUACUCUAUUCUCGAAUGAGUUAUGCAAGGGUUACAAAUUUGGGCAUAUCGCAACUCUGAUCGCGGGUGCCCCUGUUCAAAACUCACUACUUGAUUCAGGCUCCGCAUUGGUAUCGUGGGGGAGAUGGCUCGAUAGCUACGGUGGACUUAUGGGUCGUUGGGAGAUCCUCUUCAAUAUUACCGUUCUGCGCUUGAUCAGCUUCAACCUGGACUAUUACUGGAGUCUAGAUCGUAGAAGCUAUAGCCCUAUCGAGAAACAAGUCGACCCCGCCUCCUUGAGCGAACGAGAUCGCGUAUCCAUUCCAGCGCAAUCAAAAGACUUUUCAUUCCGAAACUACCUCGCCUAUACCAUCUACGGACCUCUCUACCUCACCGGCCCCAUCAUCACCUUUAAUGACUACAUAUCGCAACUGCGUUAUAAAUCCUCCACCAUUGAGGUCUCCCGUACCCUCCGCUACGGUGUACGCUUUUUACUGACCCUCCUUGCGAUGGAAGUAAUCCUACACUAUGACUACGUGCAAGCGAUCUCGAAAGCGAACCCAGGCUGGGGUGAGUACACAGCUGCGCAGCUAAGCAUACUCAGUUACUUCAACCUACACUUAAUCUGGUUGAAGCUUCUCCUCCCCUGGCGCCUCUUCCGCCUCUGGGCCCUCAUCGACGGCGUCGACCCCCCAGAGAACAUGAUCCGCUGCGUUAGCGACAACUGGAGCACCCUCGCUUUCUGGCGCUCCUGGCACCGUAGUUUCUACCGCUGGUCCUUACGCUACAUAUAUGUGCCACUCGGCGGCUCCAGCUUCCGGAGCCCACGAGACGCCGCACGUUCGAUUCUUACCUACGUCUUAGUAUUCACAUUUGUGGCACUAUGGCACGAUAUCCAGAUGCGUUUGCUGAUUUGGGGCUGGUUGGUCGUGUUCUUCAUGCUGCCUGAGAUGGCGGCCGGCUUCUUAUUCCCAAAGCGCAAGUGGGAAAGUAGGCCGACCGCUUACCGCAUGUUGUGUUGCGUGGGCGCUGUGGCGAAUGUCUUUAUGAUGAUGUCGGCGAAUUUGGUUGGUUUCGCGGUCGGUGUGGAGGGAUUGGAGAGGAUUAUUGCGGGGAUAUUUAGGGACUUUUCUGGAUUGACCUUCCUCUCUGGCGCUUGUAUAGUGCUUUUUGUGGGCGUACAAGCCAUGUUUGAGAUUAGGGAGUCGGAAAUGAGGCGUGGGAUCAAUUUAAAAUGUUGAUCAUCACGCAGUAUCGGGUUAAGGUAGUUAAUAAUUAACCUAUAUCAGAUAGAAGAGCUUUAGGCUCACUCAUGUUAUUGUACUGUUGAAAUAGACGAAAUUGUACAUACAUAUUCGAGCUAGUCAUGAUAUUACGUAUAUUUACCUAAACCUAAUGCCAAUAUUUGAUGAUUCUCACAAUGACAUAAUGCCGCCAACCCGCACACGAGGGUAUUUGUAAAGCAUUCCCGCGAUAAUGUCCCAAUGCAAUGUCCCAAAUCCCAACCCACUCAUUCUCAAGGUCUCAUCUAUUAUUUUGACUU